Impatiens glandulifera is the source of this 519-nucleotide messenger RNA. RefSeq names its product DEK domain-containing chromatin-associated protein 4-like. The record is from RefSeq and is a predicted model, not a curated record. Lineage: Eukaryota; Viridiplantae; Streptophyta; Magnoliopsida; Ericales; Balsaminaceae. The transcript is spliced from 5 exons. The coding region runs from base 1 to 519 and encodes 172 amino acids.
AUGGAGAAGAGGUUAUACAGUGGUGAGGUUAAGGAUUCUAAGAAGGAUGUCAAAGUUGAGAAGAUCAAGGUUGAACAGGAGGAGGAGAAGAAAGAGGAGAUAAUAGCGAUGCAGGAGACUGUGGGGGAUGAUGAGAAGGUGAAUGAUGGGAAUGAUGGGAAGAAAGACGAUGUAAAGGAGGACGAUGAGAAGAAGGUGGAGAACGAUGAGAAGGUGGAUGAUGAUGAGAAGAUGGAUGAGGCUAAGGUGGAGGACGGUGAGAAGGUGGAGGAUGAACGAAAAGAGAACGAUGCGAAGGUGGAGGACGUAAAGAUGGAGGAUGAGGCUAAAGUGGAGGACGGUGAGAAGCUGGAUGGUGUGGCUAAGGUGGAUGAUGUGGAGGUUGAUCUGAAACUGAAGGUGAAGGAUUUGAAAGUGAAGGUGAAGGAUGAGAAGAGUGUGGAUGUGAAGGCACAGACAAAUGAGGAAAUUAUGGGAGGAGAUGACAAUGAUGACAAUGAUGAUUUCCAUCCUGAGUAA